UCUAAGUGACCCCAAACGUUUGAACGUGUGUGUGUGUGUUCACACGUUUUUGCGUAUCUUGAAUGGGAUAUGCAAAAUGGGUUAACAUUGAGCACCUCUGAAUCCUAAAAGUUGUGGCAUUCAGGUCCAAAAAUACACUUUCUGACCACUUGCAUGUAUGGGACGUUUUGUUCAAAUCAAAAGGGGUGCAGUCAAAAAGUGAUUGCAAUCAAAUGGAACGACCCAUAAAGUAAAGGGAAAGCUUGGGGAAAAUGUUGAUGUACUAUUUCAGAGUGAUCCUGUGUACAUUCAAUAGACUUUUGAACUGAAAAGUCGCCUUACUGAUCCUUCAUCUGCACUUGGAUAGCCAGUAGCUGGGGGUCGGCUAUUUCUCACCUGCUUGCUUAUGCUUGCCUCUUAGGUUCCUCUCAGAAUGCAAGUCCCCUUCACGGUAACCAUCCAACUGACUCUCUGAAUGCAAGUCCCCUUCACGGUAACCAUCCAACUGACUCUCUGAAUGCAAGUCCCUUUCACGGUAACCAUCCAACUGACUCUCUGAAUGCAAGUCCCCCUCACGGUCACCAUCCAGGUUCCUCUCAGAAUGCAAGUCACGGUCACCACCCAGGCUCCUUUCAGAAUGCAAGUCCUCGUCACGGUUACCAUCCAGGUUCCUCUCAGAAUGCAAGUCCCCCUCACGGUCACCAUCCAGGUUCCUCUCAGAAUGCAAGUCAUGGUCACCAUCCAGGUUCCUCUCAGAAUGCAAGUCCCCCUCACGGUCACCAUCCAGGUUCCUCUCAGAAUGCAAGUCACGGUCACCACCCAGGUUCCUCUCAGAAUGCAAGUCCCGGUCACCAUCCAGGCUCCUUUCAGAUGCAAGUCCUCGUCACGGUUACCAUCCAGGUUCCUCUCAGAAUUAAGUCCCCCUCACGGUCACCAUCCAGGUUCCUCUCAGAAUGCAAGUCCCCUCACGGUCCACAUCCAGGUUCCUCUCAGAAUGCAAGUCCCCCUCACGGUCAUCAUUCAGGUUCCUCUCAGAAUGCAAGUCCCCUCACGGUCAUCAUUCAGGUUCCUCUCAGAAUGUAAGUCCCCCUCACAGUCACCAUCCAGGUUCCUCUCAGAAUGUAAGUCCCCUCACGUCACCAUUCAAUCUCCGGGCAGCCAGGGGGGAAGAGUUGAGCCAACAGCCAGGCACCAUGGCUCUCCCGUGGACGAAAUGAACGCGUUGGUCAGGAGACAGAUGUGA
This is a messenger RNA of Salvelinus sp. IW2-2015, 1222 nucleotides long. The record is from RefSeq and is a predicted model, not a curated record. Lineage: Eukaryota; Metazoa; Chordata; Actinopteri; Salmoniformes; Salmonidae.